Molecule: messenger RNA, 1365 nt
Organism: Rhipicephalus sanguineus (brown dog tick)
Lineage: Eukaryota; Metazoa; Arthropoda; Arachnida; Ixodida; Ixodidae
Product: ADP-ribosylation factor 4-like
Exons: 3
Biological process (GO): vesicle-mediated transport; intracellular protein transport
Cellular component (GO): cytoplasm; plasma membrane
Molecular function (GO): GTPase activity; GTP binding
Source: RefSeq, a predicted model, not a curated record
UCUCUAUUCCAGGGCCUCAUUUUUGUCGUCGACAGCAACGACAGGGAACGAAUCACCGAGGCACAGGAUGAACUGCAGAAGAUGCUCAGCGAAGAUGAACUGCGAGAUGCUAUCCUACUGCUCUUUGCCAACAAACAAGACUUGCCUAAUGCCAUGCCUGUAGGAGAACUUACUGAAAAGCUGGGUCUGAACCAGCUGAGAAACCGAAGGUGGUACAUCCAGUCAACUUGCGCAACACAGGGACAGGGUCUGUACGAAGGUCUGGACUGGCUCUCCAACGAGCUCUCGAAAGCAAAGUAACUCCUGCUUCCCUUUUGGCAAGCAAGCAAAGCCAGGGGCAGCAACCAGUUUUCCUGAAGAGGAGGAGGAGAAACUAUUUGCAAGGGGGGGAGGGGGCAGCUGCCAUCAUGUGAAGUACAGAAGAAAGCUUUCGCCGCACUCUCUCCUCGUGCUUUUGCAAGAACCACCCGGAGAUUGGAAAUGCUUUGGAAGCUGUCAAACAGCUGGCGUUUCAGCCAGCUUCUUCAACCAGCGCUGCUUGUAAACACAUUUUUUUAUUAUUUAAAUUUCAACAAGCAGCACUGACGAAAGGAAACUGUACUUGACAUGCUGUUUUUCGAAGCAUGGCACUUUCUUUUCUCUCUUUUCAUUGUGUAUGGGCAGUAAUAAAUUAUCGUUCCUCUCUCUUUUUUUUUACUGUGCUAAGUUCAAGAAAAUAGUUGGGUUUUCCUGGUGAUGAUGUUCGAAACAACUGGGAAAAUUGUAACAACGUGUCAACGCCAAGCUGCUGCAUUUGUCACCAUGUAGUGACGGCUGCAUCAUCGUACGAUUUGAGUCUUUUUUUUCUUUGUACAAUGCGUGCGUGCAAAGGAAGCAAACCAAAAAGUUAGUCAUGUUGAAAUUCUAGUUUACACUUUCCAGGUGCUGUUUUUUUUUUUGUGGCGUUUGAGCUCCACCUAGAUUGUGCGUGUGACCUACUGUGUGUUCUACUUGUACAUAUUUCUCGGUAGGGGAGAUUUUUUUUUGUUUGUACUUGAUCUGUCGGGCAUUUAUGGGACCAACCUGACUUUUGACUGUCUUUAGGCAUCGUAAUAAUGAAAUGUUGUCACGCAAGUUUCUGUGGCAUAUCAAAACCUCGCAUGCGUGUACAAGGAUUUGAAAAAAAAUUUCAGGGGAAGACGCGUUCAUUCGAUUGUCUCUGAAUUUCUGCCACAUUGAAGAACUUUUGACACUAAAAAAAAAUUGUUCUUUUUUGGCACCUGUGAUAACUGCACCUCUGUUUGUCUGGUUGACUUUGCUGUUUUAAUUUCCAUGGAGUCAUGUUGCCUAGGCCUGACAAGUCAUGUAAUAAAGUAUAGGAUGAAA